Messenger RNA from Bicyclus anynana (squinting bush brown), 11894 nucleotides. RefSeq lists its product as uncharacterized. NCBI's taxonomy places the organism in Eukaryota, Metazoa, Arthropoda, Insecta, Lepidoptera, Nymphalidae. The transcript has 9 exons. Bases 420 to 2630 code for a protein of 736 amino acids. The record is from RefSeq and is a predicted model, not a curated record.
AUAUUUUAUCUGUGCAUUUCGUGUUGCGUCCUUCGCGUGAUGGGAUUAUUUUUCAUAAUAAAAUUAAUUAAAACACGAAAUUAUCUCCGCUAACGUAACUACGAAAUGCAACAAUUGCAGAAGCGUUAAAGUUUUUUUUUAAUUAUAAUAUGUUAGGUUAAAAAUCGGUCGUUUCGAUCUCACGGAUCACGGCAUCAAUCUCGUCGCACUCUCCCAAUAUGGAAAACAAAUUCCAAAUAUCUUAAUUGGCCGCUUUGUUUGUUGUUCCAGUGUGGUUGAUACGAACUUUGAUUUAAAAUCUUUGACCCGCGGAGUGUAAUAUAGUGUAAUAAUGAUUAUGUGGGUGACUUGGAAGUCAUUGAACCUCUGUGCGGCGUGCUGACAUUGUGAAAUUUCCUUUAGGAAGUAUGUAAAUAAACAUGAACGAUAUAGGUAUUAAAAUAGUGGAAUCUCCGAAGGACCGGUUGGCAGAGGUGUCCCCGGGGGAGAUAGCCAGCGAGAAUGAGGUGGACCCCCUCUCUAUUGACGAAGCUAAGGACCCUUUGUCGAUAAAUGACAAAGUCGGUGGGGAGAAGGAAAGCUGCGACGAUGAUGCCAAUGCGUCUGUGAGUGAGACAGACAAGGAUUAUCACAGUUCGCAGCUCUGUGACACUGUUAAAGAAGUUCAACUAAAAGAGGUGGAUAGCCCUGUAACCAUAAUAGAAGAAAAUGUAGUAGCUUUAGAAACUACAUAUGAAGCAAAUAAGUUGGGGGUCAUUGAAAUUGUAGAGGCAAAAGAUACAGAUGACCCGAUCGAGGUAAAUGAGAAAGAGGCUCCGCAAGUGAGUAAAGGUGCAAAGUUAGAUGACAAAUUGCCAGUGGAGCCAGAUGUGGAGAUGACAGAAGUACCAGUUGGGAAGGUUGAUAAGAAUCUCAAAUCCAAUUUACAACCUGUGAAUGGAGAUAUUAGCAAGGAUGAACAGUCAGGUAAAAGGCGUGCAAGUGAAGAUGUGGACAAAGACUCGCCACUCAAGAAGCUAUGUGCUGAAGUGGAGAAGACCUUCCCACAGCACGACACAAUGAUAAAUGACUACAUACAAACAGCUACGAAAAACAACAUUGACGAAAUACAGAGGCACACUGAACAACUAUUAUCAGAGAUACAAACUUUAAGGGAACUUGCACAAAAGAAGGAACACGAAUGGAAUAAUAUACUACAUCUCAAAAAAGUUAAAGAGGAAAUAUUACUGAGGCUAUUGAGAAGAAAACAGGUAUUGUCAUUUGAAAAGAAUGCAGAAGUCAAUGGCUCUGAACGUACUGAUCCAUUUGACUAUCUAAACCAAGCAAAGAAUUUAGCCAUAGAUAAAAGUGAUGAGAUAUCUGGCUUGUCUAUCAAACAGCCGGGGUCUAUGGUCAAUCCGAUGAUACAGCCUAUCAUGCCAGUGACGUCACAUUUCAAUCCAAUGUCAGGUCUGCCUCCUCCGUAUGAUAAAGCAGCCCAUAUGCAAGCGAUGCCAAAACCAGUCUUCCCCCAAGCGUUGAUGAUGCCAGGACCUAUGCCCGUGUAUCCUAGAGACAUGAAUGGGCAACUGACGAAUAGCUACGGUUUGCCAAUGGGGCGACAGGGGCCCACAAAAGAUGUGAAGUCAAUAAUAGCAGACUACAGGCAAAGGAACCCCGAUAUCACGCCGCGGCGCGGUAGGAGGAUGAAGAGCAUGGUCAACCCGAACAUGAUGAACACGCCGCGACCUAUUGCCCCGAAAAUGGACAACAUGAACAAUUUGAGUAACCUCAACAUGCUAUUUAAUAAUUUGGAUAUGAACCAGAAAGCAAUGCUGGAACGGCUUCAGCAAAUCCAAACGGGAACUCUUCCAAAUGGGCUCUCCUUCAAGGAUGUGCUGGUACAGUUCGCCAACAUGCAGCAGUCCAACGCUGGCUCCAUGCCCAACAGGCCGUUGGACCUCAACAGACCAGAGCACCACAGACCAGACCUGCCGCGACCAGAGAGGAGGAGGGAGAGACCCCAGGAGGAAGCACAUACGUCUGUGAAGCAACCGGAGAGGGUGGCAACUGCAAGUCCUAGAUUGCCUCCUCCGCCGCCAUACCCUGAAAUCUCACUCCUACCGGUCACAACGAGUCAAGAAACCUCGCAAACUCAACAACAAAACUCAUUACUCCACGGCAUAUUGACAAAGCCGGCGCCCCCCGCGUCUCAGAGUUACUCGCCGACGUUGGCUAAACUGCUCACGUCCCCGGAACGGAAACAGAGUACCAACACACCGCCGUUGCCAUCUUUCGGUCAGGCCAAGAACUGCGGGGAGAUCACUAUAACGCCAGUGCAGCCGACAGCGCCGGAGCCGCCGCCCGAGAAGGCUGAGGUGGUGCAAUUGGAGGAGGAGGAGAGCGUCGCAUCGUCGGAGUCGGGCGCGUCGGGCGCGUCGGCGGCGUCGGCGGCGUCGGCAGCGUCGGCGACGUCGGGCGCGUCGGGCCGGCUGGUGAUCGACGAGAGCGCCGACGACGCGCCCACGUGCCAGGGCUGCCGCUCGCGGCUCGCGCAGUUCGUGUGCGCCGGCUGUGCCAACCAGUGGUACUGUUCGCGCGACUGUCAGGUGGCAGCUUGGGAUGACCACUCGGAAAUGUGUUCCGGUUAAGGUGAAUAACUCAAAAAAUAAUUCUAAAUUAGUUGCCGUAAGUUAUAUAAAAGGUCUACAAUAGAGAUGUACCUUCUGUGUAUCGAGCAUUUUAAUUGAUGCAUAUAUUGUAGUGUUUGAUUUACAAUAUUCCAUACAGGAAUCUCUUUGUUUCUAUUGUACUUUGCCACGAAAUCGGUCAAAUAAGCGUCGCAGAAUGUACAUUUGGGUGCAAAAAAAUUGAGCAUUUUCUGUUUCGUCGUUAAUUUUUGAUAGGUAUUAUCCUAUCAAAAUAUAAUGUAAUGGAAACAAAUACUGUUUGAAAGGUUAUUUACCCCUUUUAAAUAAAGUAACUAUAUAUAAAAAGAAAUUGCCUUAAUUAUAAAAAUAAGAUGAGUUUGUUUAUAUAAGCAAGAACUCAAUAUCAAUUAAUACAGACAACCAUACUAAUGUUGCAAUAAUUCAGUUUAAGAUUUCGAAUUGAAGCGUAACCUUCUAAAUAAAACUGAAGCAACUACAAAAGAUUUUGUUAAACCUCCAUGAAGUUUAAUCAAAAAGAUAAUAUUAUUAGAAACUGUCCUAAUUUUAUUAAUUAUUUAAUACUCUUUCGAACAGUAUUUGUUUUAGUUAAAUACAAAACGUGCUUGUAUGCACAACGACGAAAAAUUAAAAUUGCAAUUGGCUCGAUUUAUUUGCCACCAAGUGUAUAUUGCUGACACUACCUAUAUUGUAUAGUAAAACAUUAUUCUCGAUAGUUUCGUAUUUUAUUUAAUAAAUGAUAACAUAUAAAAAAUCAAUUAAAUCAGUCACAAGUUAUUUUAUGUAUACUUUUUAUCAGUAUUUUAUAUAUGUACAUACCUUAAAUAUACAACAUCGAUUCAUUAAAAUUCGAUAUAUUUUUACAUAAUGUUUAGGUACCAUUGGACUGAUCUAAUUUUAUUAAUUGUCCAAGUACCCGAAAUAACCUAUAAUAAUAAUUGUGAAAUGUUAGGUCAUUUUUGGCUGCUUUUUUUGGUAAUUUUCCUAAUAUUUUUUGUGUUAGGUCAUUCCUUAAUAUAUGUAUGUAUGUAUAGUAGAUAACUUUAUAAGGAACAUUUUCCUAGCUUGCAAUACACCAGCUUCAAUUCUUGAACAAAAAUCUGUGAACAGAACUACUGGUACAGGAAUAUAGUCCUUGUUCAGUUGAUAUAAAGUUGUAAAUAGUAAACAGUAUACAAUAGAGCAGUGGUUCUCAACCCACAGUUCUCACUAUGCAGAGGUCGCAAGCUAUAGAAUAAAAAAACAUAAUAUUUUAUUUGAUUUGUCAGGGUGCAAAUAAAAAUUUUUAUUCAUUUUAAAUUUCUUAUUAUAUUACAUUUUUAAUUUAAAAAUAACUCAUGGGACAUAAACAUUUUCACAGUACAGUGGUCUUUGGAGUACUAUUUUAAACUCUAUUACAAUUACAUAAGGAUCAUAUUUACUAAAGUCCGGCCGCUUAGAGAUUGCGUUUGCGUCAAUGAAAUAUUUAAAUACUUAUCUUUUAUUAACGAGUAAUAAAAUUAAAUAUUGAAUCAUUAUCCCAACUGACAAUAAACGUAUUAAUUAUGGACUAAAAUGAUUAGCAAAUAUAAAAGGGUGACAUUGACAGCUGUCAGAAACGCAAUGUCUGAGCGGCCGGACUUUAAUCAGUUAUUAGGUUUGCCUGUAUUAUGACAAAACAAUCGCCAUCUUGCUUGUUCAUCAUGAAGAAGAAAGAGAGAAACGAUUUUUUUAGUAGCGUAAUGUUAUAUAUUAUAUUUGUGAGCCUAUAUUUCUAUAAGACUAAGUUUUCACGUAUUAUUUAACUUACCAAAUAUUUUGUGCCUUUCUAUAUAUGUAAGCCAUAUAACGAUUUUGCAAUGUACCUAUUAUGUAAAUCUUCUAUGACAUUGACAUCUGAAACAGGUGACGUCAAUAUUUUUUUUAGAAAGUUGACGUCAUAAAGUUUCCUUACGGUUAGAAUGUCAUCGCAAUUUACAGUCAAGAAGGGCAUCUGAUUUUAUGUUUAUGUUAAUACGUAAGUCUGUUUGUGCAACAUCAGUAAUUGUGUAUUUAUUUCAUUGAAGAUAUUUUUUUUUUGAUUUUCAUUGUAAAUUUCAACUGACUAAUGAAAUCUCUUACAGUGUGUGCAAGUACUUAAAAUGUAAGAGAUUGCAAGACUUAUAAUAAUAUUUUUUUUUAAAUAAACCUCACGAAAAUCGUCAGCUCGUUUUAAUUUAUAAAAAAAAACUGUUUUUAUAAUUAAGACUAUUUGCGUGAGGUAACUAAAAGAAAAAAAUAUUAAAAUACAACUAUAUUAGGAGACUUACGAUUUUAUAACAUGUAGUCUAUAACUGGAGUUAAUUCGUAUUUCAUUUUAGCAGAUUUAAAAAAAUCGCAAAAGAUCUGUAUUUAAUAUACAUAGGAAUUGUAUGUACAUGUUUUCACAAUCAAAGCUCAUGUCCCAAAGUGGGCCUUUAGUAUUUUUUACAGAUAGAAGAUACAAGUUGCUGUUAAAAAAACAAUUUUCAAAUUUUUUGGCAUCCGCAUUAAUUAGAUAAAUAUUUGUUUCGUUCCCUUGUCUACAAGUUGAACAUAGACAAUGCGGUAAAAGUGUUCAAGACAACCAAUAAAAAUAACUGGAAUUAAGUUAACAUCCGGUGUAAUGUAUGUUAUGUAAUAUCGUCAAAUGACAACUUAAUGUUUCUUUUUAACUUGUGUCAUACAAGUUAAAAAGAAACAUUAAAUCGUAGACAGAGAAGCAUGAAACAAACAAUUUCUUAAAUAGCCUUAAAAAUGCCUUAAACGAACGCGAUUACGCGAAGAUCACAAGACAGAAGAGACAAUCUGUCAGAGUGUAAGUUAUGAGCAUGUUGCCAUGAUAAAAAUUCUUAAUUAAUGUUGUCAGCUCAUGAAAAAAUUUUUUUUUUAAUUAAUUAAAAGAAAAUGUAGGUUAAAAAAUAUUUUUAUUUUAGGUUUUAAGCCCUAUAUUUUGAGUUCUUAUAAGAUAAAAAUAUUUUGUUCUGCUUGCUUGAUACUGGGAAUAAAGGCCCAGCCUCCAUACUAAAUUGGGACAUGUCCUUUAUGUGUGUAAGUAAAAUCUAUGGAUUAGAUAAAGGACCUAAAAUGUAAAAUGCUGUUCUGUUAUAAAAAAAGUAUUCUCGAUUUCGCCUUGACAUUUUCGUUUUAUAAAAUUUUAAAUCACAAGUAUUUUGAAGAAGUUUUAUUCAAACAUGUUAAAUUACUGGUAUUGCACAAACCGCCACACCGACUAUGUAUAAUAAUCGCGAAUGCAGCCAGGUAUGCGCGUAGAAUAUAUCGAAUUACAUAUUUUAUAUUAAGUGCGCCGAUACUCAACCACGACGGUCAUAAUAAGGUUCUUUAUAUGCUACGAUUUGGUACAUAAGUAUUAAUGUUGGAGGGUAGAGUUGGGAGAAAUGAACACAAUGUGUGGAACAAGUUGAAAUUAAAUCCGAUUGUAAGAAUGACAUUAUUGUAUACAGGGUGCUCGGGAGUAUUUCCCAUACCUCUAGGGUUCUAAGGAAAGUUAGUUAAAAAUAUCUAAGGAACAUAUGUUUUAAAAUGAAUAUUUUCGGAGUAAAAAUAUUUAUUUUGUAAAUAGAACUUUAAUUGUGUCCCUUAUAUCGCAUUCUAAUAUUAUGACCUUGCCAAACUUAUUCAUUCAUAAAUAUCAUAAAGUAGCUUACUAGUGAAGCGCUGAGUGCCAGUUGCAAUAUCUCGUCGAUAUCGACAGUCUUACGACUACACAUACUGAUUUUAAAAUGCAAGGAUACAUAAAGGCGUGUAUUACAUGGAUAUCCAGGAAUUAUUUGGUUUUCUUUGUAUGAAAACAUAAGUUUUUUUUUAGUUAAAAAAGAUUAGUUUUGCAGUUAGGCUGCUAUAAGUGGACUAGUCAACAUCUUGAAGUUAUGGACAAUACUCCCGAGCAUCCUGUAUAGUCGGAUAAGAGGUGUCAAGUUAAAACAUGUAAUACUUUUGUAUUCAAUAAUAUGGCGGGGUCCAUCAUUGGGCAGAGAGAAAAUCUCAGAGCAGAGUCCGGGACUUGUAACCCGGGUUGUAGGAGUUCAGGAGUUCCUUUGUGAUAAAUCAACACUCAAAACUUACCUUAACUUGUGUUAUUCUCCCUGUCCAGUUAAAUCGGCUGGUUUCCUGAUAGAGCCGCAUUGGUUCUAAUAGAUAAAAUCACAACUAAUUACGUAGUCUAAAAUAAUUUUGUAAAUAUUAUUUUGUAUUAACUAAAAAAUGCAGUCCUAUUUUUCCUGUGGGGUCACAUAAAUUUAACGCGUUUUGACAAACACAAACAAACAAACAAAUCUUACACAGGGAUGGUUCAUCUUACCUUCUCCUACCCUCCAUAAUGUAUUGCGUGGUUGUGUAUCUACAUUAUGUAUGAUAGUAGAUCAAAUGUAACGGAUAAAUUAAUGAAAUAGUAUUUAUUUUUACAAUAAACCCCUGUCCAUAUUAUCACACUAAAUAAGGGGCUUGUCAGGAUCAGAAGGAUAAUCUAACUACGUCGUGCCUGACACUCUUCUGUAGUGUUUCUCCCUAAUACUGUUAUUUGGCUUUACAAAUGUUUCAAGUAACUAAAACUAAAUAGUAGCUUUAAAUUGUCGCAUACAAGUGAAUUACCACCAUACAAUGCUUAGGGCAACGUAGACUACACCAUUUGAUGGUAAAGUCCGGCCGCUCAGAGACUGCGUUUCUGACAGGUCUUGAUCGAAAUGGACAAAAAUAUUCAAUAACAAUUGCCUCGUUAUUUUGUAUUGUUACGAACUAAGGUUUGAGGAUUUGGAAUUAUACACCCGGUGACUUUAUUCUACUUUUUAAUUCGAGUAUCAAUACACAUUUUCAUACGUAGGAAAUUCGUUGUCCAAAAUCGUACCAGAGUUCAUUAUUAUUCUCUUGUAUCACUGGUAACAAAGGCAAACAGUUGACAUAACCUUGAAACAGCGCAGUUUGAAUGAAGUAAUGCAUUGCGGUCCCGUGCCACCCUUGGAGUAGAGGAGGUUAUUUUAGUCCGUGCAAGUCGGACAUGCCCUGUCAACAGGCAGGAGUCCGCAGGGAUUUUUUUCCUCCUCAAGGAAAAAAAAAAAAGCGCAGUUUGAAGUUACAUCGCCAAUUCGAUCACGACCUGCCAGAAACGCAAUCUCUGAGCGGCCGGACUUUAACAGUAAUCAGUUAAACAGUAUUAUAUUAUAUUUGACGGUUACAUUGGAUUUUUUUGUCCAGGGGUAUUUUACUAUCCAACUUUAGCUUCCCAUCUAUAACGGAGUUUAAAAGCGAGCCUUAAAUUAUACUUUAUGUUCAAGCUAAUAGGAUCGAUUUUUGAGCGUCAUUACAGAGUAAGUUUGGCUGGAUCAACAAGUGAGUCUAUAAUUUCAUUUGCAAUUGUAAAAAUUACAAGACAAUAGACAAUAGACAAUAGCUUUAUUCCAAGAAACCACAUUGCGAAGUAUACUUUAAUGCCAAGCUAAUAUGGUCGCUUUUCGAGUGUCUGCUUAUUUGAAUCUUCGCUAGGGAUGUGGGGAAUGUGACGCAAGCGCUGACUAGGGCUCAAUUGUUUUCAUAAAGGAUGAUACAGUAAAAACUCGACUAUCCGAACCUCAGUUAUAUUCGCGAUUAUCUGGAAUGCAGUGGCGCGCGCAAGGUUUUUAACUAAGGUAUGCACUUUAGGUACAAAUUACACAAAAUCCCUCCUCCAAAACUGGUACGGUAUGAAUUGCGUUUAUUGCCACUGCCACUGCUGGAAUGCCACGCAUGAUGAAGUAAAACGACAGUCUAUUGAAGAAACAAUUAAAAAGGAUAAAAAAAAAGUGUGUCAGCUCCGUCGCACGAAUGGAGUUUACUCUUUUCAAUAGCAACGCCUGAAAAGUGAAAGGUGCGCAACCGAGGUGCAGCGCUGCGUGCGCGCCCGCCAACAGCGUGCACGUGCGUGCGGACGCGCUAGGCAUGUGCACGCUAUGGCGGCUACGUACGGUGAAAGGUGCGCAGAAUAGGUUGCGCACAAAAAACGUACCGAGGGGUAUAAAUGAAAAAUCGAUUGUUAAGGAGUAAACUCCAAUAAGUUAUGAAAUGACAUGCGUUACGUUUUUUGUGCGCAACCUAUUCUGCGCACCUUUCACCGUGCGCUGUGCCGCCAACAACUUGCACAUCGCACCCAUGUGCACGCUGUAGGCGGGUGCGCACGCCGCGGCCUGCUGCACCUCGGUUGCGCACCUUUCACUUAUAAGGCGCGAGUAUUGAGACGUGCUUCAAGCUAACUUUUUGUUUUUUUUAACAUACACACUUUUUUUUGUUGGUAAACAGUGCACAUCGAGUAGGGCUUUAGUAAUACUUAUGUUAAAGAAGACUAAAUGUAUAGAAUUGUAAAAUAACUAAUAGACUUUAUAAUAUACUUCACAUUAUAUAUUUUACUCUUACAAUGAUAUAAUCAUUAAACAAACAAGCCCAAUAACAUAUAGUAUAUAGGUAUAGUCGCCUAUACAGCAUACCCUAUGUACGUCUCAAUACACUCACAGCUAAAUUAGAAAGUUGCGCACUAAAGGUGGUCACCAAAAACGUGACACUUUUUCGUUAGUUCGGUUGGUUUUACCCCUCGGAUUUUUCUCAUACCGGGCGCCUUAUAUAUAAAAAAUCGAUUCUUAAGGAGUAAACUCCAAUAAACUCCAAAAAAUUCGCUUUCUGUCAUACAUAAGGUAAAUUAGUCCGGUUAGUCGAGUAUCUGCUGUAGUUUUAAUUUGUGCUCUGGAAUAGACUGUGUUGGACCGAUAUCCUGCAAGUGUGUGGGUCAUCUAAUAUUAUAUUCCUCUGUAGAAACUCGUCAAGGUAGCUUCGUCUUUUUAAGUGAUACAUAUAUCUUGUAAAAUAUGUCAAUAAAAUAUAUAAAAACUGCCUACAACGUAACACUAUACAUAAAAAUAAAAAAAUUUUAAUUCUAUUUUCUAAAGUAUAUGCCUCGCUCGCGUCGAAAUGAAAUAGCUGUGUAUAUAUAUUGUGCGUUUCACAUUUAUUCUUUUUUUUACUUGUUUUAUUUUAUUUUGUUUAUUAACUUAAAAUGUACCAACGAUUUUAUUUAUGACGACAUAUUUUCGUAUUUUAAGAAAUCAAUUUUUAAAGUUUGAUGGCGUCACAACUAUUUUAAAACAAUUCACGUUUACAUUUUAUUUUUUUAAAUAUGACGAUUCUAGAGUGGGUGGGGAGGUCAUUCCAAAAGAGCUGGACUGGGCGUGAUUGGAUACGGUUUUUUUUUUUGGUUUUGCACAAUGCUGCAACGAUGUUCUUUUUACUAUUUUUGACUUAGUAGCAAUAUAGCAAUAUUAAUAAAUACAGGAAGAAUUUUUUUUUAGUGCGGAUAUUUUUAUAUUUUGUACAUAAACAAAAUUUAAUGAUCCCGUAUUUUUUCUUUUUUUUUUAACUCAAAAAUAACAAAAUUAUCGUUAGCUAAAGUUAUUUACUUUUGAACAGAAUUUUAGGGUCACCCUAUUGUGCGUUUAUUUUAUUUUCGUUUGAUACCUAAAGGACGUCACCACAUCACUUUUAAGUUGAAUAUAUCUUGUUUAGUAAUAAUAUGUACAUUAUUUUGUUAUUUUAGAGACAUAAAUUAAAAAAAAAAAUUACAUAAAAUGUAUCGAACUGUUUGUAGAUUUAUAUUCUAUUAAUGAUAAAGAACCACGAAAAAAAAUAUCCGCACUAAAGACCGAAUCACCCUGUAUGUAUUUCUCAUUUUAACUUUUAUAGUUAUAUCGAUAAGCAAUCAAUAUUAUUUUCGGCUUUUCUGUUAUCCGCGCACAUAUAUCUACACACCUACCGAGUAUUAUGUACAUACAGACGGUUCUAUUUUCUAUACGCCGUGCCAAACAGAAUUUAAUUAAGUUUUUUACCGACCAACAUAACGACACAUCUUACAGUAUAUUUAAACAAGUUUUUAUUUUAUUUCUGGAGCAAGACCAUCGUGGAUAAGAAAUGUAAACAAAGCGUACGGAAUGUCAACGUAACGGGGGGGCUGUGACGUCAGCUGAGUCUGUUUGGCUUUUGCAUUUAAUAGGGUAGUUGACUCGUAUCAAAUUUAAUAUAAACAAUAUUAAUUUCGCAUAGAACAUGGAAUAAGGGUCCGAAAUAUAUCGAUAUUAAAUAAUUAAAAGUUAAGGAUUUCUUAUAAAACUUAGUUUAAAAAUCAUGUAUUUUUUCCAAUUUUUCAAACGUCAAAAACGCUGUCGUCCAUUUUGUGACGUCACAAUGUUAUUUUUUGUACGAAACGUCAAUCUGAAUUUUUGUGAAACGCUCCGUUUUCAAGGGAUUUGUUUAAGUGAAGACUGACGUCACGACACAGUUGAAAUAUAGACCAUCAUGGCCGACAGGCGUUUUGGCUCGUAUUGACAGAACCAUAUUUAAAAACUAAAAUUUUCUUGUUACGACGUCUCGAAAAAAAAUUUCAAUCUAUUAGAACGAUAAUAAACUAUUUAUGACCAUUAAAAACAGUGUCAACUAGCCUAUUGUAGAUGAAUGAAUUCCAUAUAUUUCUAUUUUUUUAACAUAGCAUCAUAUUCUCGUUCCCAAAUAGUAAAGCAGGCGGGGAUCAAGUCCACGAUCUAGAGUUGAUUCUGGACGUAUUUAACAAACAACAAAUUCAUCAUGUUAAUCGAAGCGAUGUUUGUUUACAUUUUUUCCACUGGGAUGGAAUCGCUUCAGCAACCAACAUGUAUUUGUAAACAAAAAUCUAAAAGAAAUGGUACUAAACUGUGUACGUUUACAAAUUUACAAACCUGUAAACAAAACUGCUUCUCAUCCAUUUUGUACCUAUAAUGUGGGAAUUUUAUAUCCUUGAAGGUUUUUAUUUAGAGAUGCUGCCAUAUUUUAUAUUUGUUUACACAAUUUGCAAAUUUGUAAACCAUCUAAGUGUCAUAUAUUUUUGUAUAAGAUUUCUAUGUGCUACGGACGCGUAAUGAUUUAGGACAUUUCGGUUGACUAUUAGGCUAUUUAUUGAUGCUCUAUUAUGAAUAAAAAAAAUAUUGUUUUAAAUUAAUUAAAUUUAAGUCCUCUUAGAAUUAAAUAUAAAGUUACUAAGGCAUGUAUGAAAAGUUGUAAAGGUAUAAAUUGUAGGCUAAGAGAUGGCGUCCGUAGCACGCAGUCAUCUGAACAUUUCUACAUCUCUUUUUCUCUUUUUUUUUUAAACGCUAGUCAAGUGUUUCGUUACCUACAUACUGUUUAUGUAUUUUGUAACUUAUAUGAUGUUAUAUAAGAAUAUAUUAAAUCAGUACUGUCUUUGAA